Molecule: messenger RNA, 888 nt
Organism: Neltuma alba
Lineage: Eukaryota; Viridiplantae; Streptophyta; Magnoliopsida; Fabales; Fabaceae
Exons: 1
Coding region: 1-888 (295 amino acids)
Biological process (GO): proteolysis
Molecular function (GO): aspartic-type endopeptidase activity; nucleic acid binding; zinc ion binding
Source: RefSeq, a predicted model, not a curated record
AUGAAACCAGAUGAUGAUGUAGACACUACUUGGGAAGAAUUCAAAGAUAAAUUAAUGCAACAUUAUUUCUCUCCAGUUAUUAGAGUUGAGAGAGAGGCUGCAUUUUAUGCUUUUAAACAAGAGAAUCUGCACGAAGAUGAGUUCAUUGCUCGCUUUUUGGAACUGUCUAAAUAUAGUACUUACCUUCAGGAGCACCACAAUCCAAAAUGGAUGUGUGAGCGAUUGUUAGAGAAAGCUAGGCCAGAAUUGAGGACAGCAUUGGCACCGUUUGAGAUAGAGGACUUUGAAAAGUUAUGCACUAAGUUGCGCAUCACUGCUAGAAGGAUGAGGGAAGAAGAAGCAGAAAAGAGGAAGGAAUCCCAAGGCAAGUAUGCCUCUUUCAUGAGACCUACUGGGGGUGUCAGUAAGAGGAACAAUUAUAGUGUUGGAGGAUCAAGUAAGCGACCCCAACAACCUUCAAGGAGCCAGUUCAGUGGGCCUCCAAGAAACCAGUUCAAUGGACCUCCAAGGAAUCAGUAUAGCGGACCUUCAAGGAGCCAGUUUAUGGGAGGACAAAAUUCUGCGAAGGGUUCUUUUGCUCCUGCCACUAGUACAGCAAAUAGCCAAAGGUGUGCCAAGUGUGGGAGGAUGCAUUUGGGAAACAGGUGUUUAAUAUGCUUUAGGUGUGGAAAGCCAGGCCAUGUUGCUAGAUUUUGUGAGGCUGACUCAUUAGGAGCUCAUGAGAAUCGAAACAUUGUUCCAGGCAGGGUGUUUGCAAUGACCCAACAAGAGGCGAAUGGAGCACCAAAUCUCAUAAAAGGUACUCUCAAACUCCAAGGCUUUGAAAUUAAAGCUCUUUUUGAUUCCGGGGCAACCCAUUCAUUUGUAUCUAAUAAUUGUGUGCUGUGA